UUCUGAAAGCUUCAGCCAGUUUCGCGAUCUCGUGAACUUUCGAAACUUGUGAGUUUUCCGAAAUUUCCUCUUCGCGUAUUUCCGAGUGCAGUUUUUAGUUUUCCAAAGUGUGUAUUUGUGAAUAAUGUGAAUAUAAUCUAAUGAUUAUAAAAACAGUGAGAAUGAUUUCAAAAAGUUUAAUAAUAAAUUGUGAAGUUGGAUAGUUUAGUUUAUAUUUUCCAAAAUGUUUUCGAAUUUAAGUUUACAUGACUUCAGCGCGUUACAAGGUUUGAACAUCAGUGGUUCGCUGAACGGGAGUUUUCAGUUUGGUUCGGAGUUAGACAUAUUUUUUCAGCCUGAAAAUGUGUUGAUCACUCUGUAUGUGCCAGUUAUAUUGUUGUCAAUGGUGGCAAAUAUACUCCUCAUCGUUGUUGCAGUCAAGUGUAACUAUACAAAAAGUGUGACGAAUAUAUUUCUGGUGAACCUGUCGGCUGCAGACCUGCUGGUAACGGGGAUCUGCAUGCCUAUCCAGCUCAGCAAAGCCAUCACCCUCGUCUGGUUCUACGGGGAGACAGUCUGCAAGAUUGUCAAUUAUAUUCAAGGAGUCGCAGUAGCAGCCAGUGUGUUCACGAUAACAGCAAUGUCAGUGGACCGAUGGCUCUCAAUCUCCCCUGAACCACGGCUCCGACCUCCUGGUAGAAAGCAGGCACUGCUUCUGCUGUUUCUCCUCUGGUGUGCUGCAUUACUAAUAUUCAUACCACUGCUGAUGGUAGCCACUGUGAGAAGGGAACCAGUCCCUAUCAUAUCGAAGGCGCUGAAAAAUAUAUCGAUAGAAACGAGAGACGUGCACUUCUGUACCGAGGAGUGGCCUGGAAUGGACAGAAAGAAACAGUUCGGCAUGCUGAGCUUCACACUCGUGUACGCCAUACCAGGUUCAAUAACAAUAAUGUCGUACGCGUGCAUGGGACGCACACUCUGCUCGGUGCGGCCUCCCUUCGACAUCGACGAGGGUAAUGUCAGCAUGCAACAGGGUCUAAGACUGAUGAAGGAGAGGAAACGAGUGGCGUGGAUCCUGCUUCUUCUGGCAGUGCUUUUCGCCAUGUGCUGGAUGCCAUACAAUAUCAUGCAGCUGUUGUUAGACGUCAACCUGGUAAACGCUAAGGACCUAAGCAUGGUUCUACCGUACGCACUGUUUAUGGGACACGCCAACUCAGCGAUCAACCCAAUAGUAUACUGCUUGAUGACCAGAAACUUCCAGCGGUCGGCGCGCAAGUUGCUGUGUGGCCGCGGCGUGUGUCAGCAGACCAACUUCACGGCGCAUAGCGUGGAGAACCAACAGCCACUGGGACAGAAAGGAUCUGGAGUGGAGGCCACAAACCCGCAAGUGCCGCGUUAG
This is a messenger RNA of Spodoptera litura, 1375 nucleotides long. RefSeq names its product neuropeptide FF receptor 1-like. Gene Ontology annotation, molecular function: G protein-coupled receptor activity. Gene Ontology annotation, cellular component: plasma membrane. Gene Ontology annotation, biological process: G protein-coupled receptor signaling pathway. The record is from RefSeq and is a predicted model, not a curated record. NCBI's taxonomy places the organism in Eukaryota, Metazoa, Arthropoda, Insecta, Lepidoptera, Noctuidae.